Molecule: messenger RNA, 2388 nt
Organism: Erigeron canadensis
Lineage: Eukaryota; Viridiplantae; Streptophyta; Magnoliopsida; Asterales; Asteraceae
Product: KH domain-containing protein HEN4-like
Exons: 7
Coding region: 84-2249 (721 amino acids)
Biological process (GO): regulation of gene expression
Cellular component (GO): cytoplasm; nucleus
Molecular function (GO): mRNA binding
Source: RefSeq, a predicted model, not a curated record
GAAAAGUGAUAGGUAGUUGACUCCUUUCCUUCCUUUCCUUUUGACUAACCCCACUUUCACCGCCACCCCCAACACACAGAGACAUGAACGACGCUCCGUUCACCUCCCUUCCAAUUUACACCGCCGCCAUCACCACCACCUCCCCAUCUCCUCCGCCACCACCCACCACCACCACCUCCACACCCCACAUUCCAAAACCCACUUGUUUCCGAAUUUUAUGCCACUCUUCUCGCGCUGGCGGCAUCAUUGGCAAAUCCGGUUCCAUCAUAAAACAUCUCCAAACUGCCACGUCAUCCAAGAUUCGUCUUCUUGAGUCAAACCCAUCUUCCGAAUUUCGUGUUAUUUCGAUUUCGGCUGAUUCCACUCUCACCAAAACAAUGUCGUUUUGUAAUGGGUAUGAAAAUAGUUAUAAUAAUAAUAAUAAUAAUAAUGAUAAUAGUAAUGAUGAUAUAUAUAUGAAUGUAAGUAUUUCGAAUGCACAAGAGGGUUUAGUUAGGGUUUAUGAAAGGAUAUUAAAUGUAGCUGCUGAUGAGAAUGAUGAUGAUUAUGAAACAAAUGAGAAUGUUGAUGAUAAUUGUGUUGUUUCGUGUCGGUUACUUGCGGAUACGAAUAAUGUCGGGUUUUUGAUUGGGAAGAGUGGGAAAGGGAUUGAGAAGAUUAGGAAGGAGGCUAAUUGUAAGAUUAGGAUUUUUAGUCAAGGAAGAUUGCCUUCUUGUGCUUUGCCUAAUGAUGAAUUGAUUGAGAUUGAGGGUGACAUUCUUGCGGUUAAAAAGGCACUUAUCGCCAUUUCUGGUCGUCUUCAAGAGUGCCCCCUUUCUGAAAAAGAAACAACGGUGUUGGAUAGACCUAACAACAGGUUCAAUCGUGAACACACUUUACCAAAUGGGUACAACCGGAAACCUGCAUUGUCAAAUGGGUACAACCGGAAACCUGCAUCGUCAAAUGGGUACAACCUUGAACCUGGUUUACGAAAUGGGUACAACCAUGAACCUGCAUUGGAAAAUGGGUAUCGUCAAGAAGCUGCUUUACGAAAUGGGUACAAUUAUGAACAUGCUUUAACAAAUGGGCACAUGGAUUUAGCUCAAGCAAGAACGUCAAAUGAAGAACCUGCACCUAGGAACUCUUCUAGUUAUGCUUUAGGAACUAAGCGUUUUGGAUCUUUAAAGGCUGAAGCAUUUCCUUCAGUGGACUUUAGACAUUCUCAGGAUCUGCAUGAAAUAGUUUUCAGGAUCCUUUGUUCUAGUGAUAGGGUAGGCGGAGUAAUAGGAAACUCAGGGACAAUUGUGCGAGCACUAGAAAAUGAAUCAGGUGCUCGCAUAAGGAUUUCACCUCCAGCAGAAUAUCAUUAUGAGGAACGAUUAAUCACCAUAACUGCAAUGGAGAGCUCAGAGUCACGAAACUCCCCUGCACAGAAUGGUGUCAUUCUUGUUUUCAAUAGGUCUGUGGAGGCUGGCUAUGAGAAGGGGUUAGAUUUACCAUCAUCAGGAACACAUAUCACUGCUAAACUUGUGAUUCCAGCCAACCAUAUGGGUUGUCUGCUGGGCAAACGCGGUUCCAUAAUUGCGGAUAUGAGAAAGGUAACUGGUGCAUAUAUUAAAAUAGUUGGUGGUGAAGAAGGCCCGAGAUUUGUUCCUGAGACUGAUCAAAUAGUUUUGAUUACAGGAGAGUUAACCAAUGUACGAGAUGCUUUAUACAGUGUCACUCGCAGGCUGAGAAACUUUAUUUUCUUCUGUAAAAAGUCAAGUGGCCCUAAUAUCAGUGGUGCUUAUGGACAUGGAAGCGGUCAACCGCCUUUCAGAAUGCAUCCUUCCAUUGCCACUGAUCAAUUUAAUCAGCAUACAAGUUUGAUGCAGAGUAUGGAUAAUCUUACGCUCAGUAAUGUAGAUCAUCCUUCAUCAUCCAGGCCACCGCAACCUCGAGCAGGAGAUAGAAAUCCGAUGGAUGGACAUGAUGUUGACAGAGGAUCUACUUCUUAUAAAGGUGGCAUUGAACUUGGAAGAGGAAAUAGAUCUGCUAUUGUAACAAAUACGACUGUGGAAAUUAUGAUUCCAGAAAAUGAUAUCGGGUUGAUUUAUGGAGAGAAUGGAAGCAAUCUGACUCGUCUAAGACAGAUUUCCGGUGCAAAGGUUGAAAUACAUGAAGCCGGCUCAGGAUUGAACAACCAGAUCAUUGUCAUAUCUGGCACCCCUGAUGAAACCCAGUCUGCUCAAACCCUCCUUCAAGCAUUCAUACUUGCUGACCAACAGUGAUGAAGAACUUGACAAGCUUUCCGGGUAGCUGAAUAUCUAAUCUAGUUUAUAGAUAUGAGUUAUAGCGAAUGACCUUUCAGGAAAGAGAAAAGCAAAACAAGAUUUUUUAGCUUGAGUGCAAGUAAUACUUUGAAGGUCA